Sus scrofa (pig) is the source of this 1691-nucleotide messenger RNA. RefSeq names its product ZFP36 ring finger protein (gene ZFP36). Lineage: Eukaryota; Metazoa; Chordata; Mammalia; Artiodactyla; Suidae. The record is from RefSeq and is marked provisional. Gene Ontology annotation, molecular function: metal ion binding; mRNA binding.
GGCCCCUCAGCCUUCGGCCCUCUGCGCCGCCAUGGAUCUCACCGCCAUCUACGAGAGCCUCCUGUCGCUGAGCCCUGACCUGCCAUCCUCCGACCACGGAGAGACUGAGUCCAGCCCGGGCUGGGCCACCGCGGGACUGUGGAGCCUCAACUCAUCCGAUUCCAGCCCGGCUGGGGUCGCUGCCCGCCUACCUGGUCGCUCCACCAGCUUGGUGGAAGGUCGCAGCUGCGGCUGGGUGCCCCCACCCCCAGGCUUUGCACCCUUGGCUCCCCGCCCAGGCCCUGAACUGUCGCCCUCACCCACCUCGCCAACUUCGACCCCCACCACCUCCUCCCGCUACAAGACUGAGUUAUGUCGGACUUUCUCAGAGAGCGGGCGCUGCCGCUAUGGGGCCAAGUGCCAGUUUGCCCAUGGCCUGGGCGAGCUGCGCCAGGCCAGCCGCCACCCCAAGUACAAGACGGAACUCUGCCACAAGUUCUACCUCCAGGGCCGCUGCCCCUACGGCUCUCGCUGCCACUUCAUCCACAACCCCAGCGAAGACCUGGCUGCCCCCGGUCACCCGCAUGUGCUGCGCCAGAGUAUCAGCUUCUCAGGCCUGCCCUCCGGUCGCCGAACCUCGCCACCACCACCCGGCCUAGCAGGCCCUUCCCUGUCCUCAUGCUCCUUCUCGCCCUCCAGCUCCCCACCACCACCACCUGGGGACCUUCCACUUUCACCUUCUGCCUUCUCUGCUGCCCCUGGGACCCCUGUGGCCCGAAGGGACCCCACCCCGGCCUGUUGCCCGUCCUGCCGAAGGGCCACUCCCAGCAGCAUCUGGGGGCCCUUGGGUGGCCUGCCUCGGAGCCCCUCUGCACACUCCCUGGGAUCUGAUCCUGACGAAUAUGCCAGCAGUGGCAGCAGCCUGGGGGGAUCCGAUUCACCUGUCUUCGAUGCCGGGGUUUUGGGGCCACCCCAGCCAACUGCAGUUCCCCGAAGACUCCCCAUCUUCAAUCGUAUUUCUGUUUCUGAGUGACAAGUGCCUGCCCAGUACAGAUGAGCUGGAUCUUAAGGGGGCCAUUUCUCUUGUGCUGUGGGCACCACAAGGGGUCCCAGGGCUGUGGAGAACUGAGGGACUUAAUCAAGUAGCUCCCCUCACUUUCCAGAGUGCAUUAACUCACUCCCCUGACCGCAUGCUGGGGCAGGUCCCCAGUGUGUGAGCUCAGGUGGUCAUGGUAUUAGGGGGGAGGAGUGUUUGGGGUCUUAAAAAAAGAUGUAGCAAAUCUGAGGGAGGCAGUGAACCCUCUUCCUCCCACCUCUCCCCUGCCCAAUGCUGUGAAUAAUAAGCCCCCCUCUGCCCCCUUCCACUUUUCCCUAGACACGGAGGUGCCAGUGUUUGAUGGUUACUGGAGCCUCCCCUGAGGGGGUAUCCUGGUGCUCAAAUUUCCCUCCAAAAGCAAGUAGCCAAAGCCAGCGUCAACCCCCUGCUCUCCCGCCCUCGCCUUUGGGCCCUUUAUUUAUGACGACUUUAUUUAUUCUAAUAGAUUUUAUAGUAUUUAUAUAUAUUGGGUCGUCUGCUUCCCUGUAUUUUUCUUCCUCUUUUUUGUAAUAUUGGAAACAAUGGAAUAAUUAUUGUUAUAAGUAAGUAUACUAUAAUAAUAUAUUAAGUAAUAAUAUAUUGUUAAAAGUUUAUUUUUGUGUUUUUUGGAAUUUUU